UGGGGUCUGUACUCUUCAAUAUUACCAUCGCCGGCUCGGGAGCUGGAGCCCAGAUUUAAAAAUGCCGGAGCCGUAGUCAAGUUUUUAAAAAGGUCGGGGACGGAGCUAACAAAUGCAAAAUACCCAGCACUGGUCGAGACCAAGACUUCACCCCAAGACCAAACCCGAAAAAAUAUCCCAAGAAAAGUCUUGGAAUCAAGACUCAAGACUAAGAGUCUCUGACGUCUCUAAUAUUUUCAUAUUUUACUUUUUAUAUUUAGACUUCCAAAAUCAAUUUCUUUCAUUUAAUUUUAAACAAGAAAUGUCAACAGAUUUACAACAAACACAACAAAACAACAUAACAACACAACAAGGCAAACAAUAUCAUCCUGUGCAAUAUUGUCUUUUUUAUGACUUUUUCACUGUCUUUGCCAAGGGUCAAUCAAUUAUUCAAAAUAUACAAAGCGGAUCUGUUCGGCUUGAAGGAGCUCUACUUCUAAGCAAACGUUACAAAGCAGCAUUAAAAAGGGCAAUAAAAAUGUUGGAACAAUCCGAUAUUUUCGUAGACUCUUCGCAAACAGAUGUUCUUCAGCUUGGAGAGGAGCUUUGUUCUGUAAAUCUUAUUUGGUCAUUAAUUGAGGCUGUUUCUAUUAGACCUUCAAAUAAUCUAAUUUCUAUUGAUUUACUUGAAUGGGCACGUGAAUGCUUUCCUUCAACUCAGUCAGUUGUUCCAAGCUCGCAAGAAGGCCGACCACAUGAGACGAGUUUUUUGAGUUCGAUAAUGGAGUCUUUAAUGCAGCAAGAAAAGCCUGAACUUCAUGACUCUUAUUGGAAUGCUGUAAUUAGACAAGCAAUUGUAGCAGACUUCGAAACAGUCGCAACACUGUUACAAUUCCAUUCUGAAUAUAAAACUAAUGAGCAUAUAAGAAAAAUGGUUAAAAUUUUGAAUGCUGCAAAUGAUGCUCUUUUUAAACAUGACAGAACAAAUUGUGAAGAAUUUUUAUCUUUAAUUAAGGUUUGUGGAAAAUUUAUUCUCGUUUUUAAUUUGUCGACAUUAUUGGUUUUUGUGGUCGAUUGGUUAAAAAUUCGUGAUUUCACUUCUCAAAAUCAACUCAACCGUCUUAACGAUAAUUUGGCUGUUAUUUGUUCUUUGGUUAUUGGAGAUAAAGGAACUUUUAAAAAAUAUUUUGACAUUUUCCGUCCAAGUUGGUUUGAAGUACUUCCUGCAUUUCUUUUAUUUUUCUAUCCGUCUGUGGAUGAUGAACAAUUGCCUAGAGUUAUUGAGCGUUUAUUUGAAUUACUUGGACUAGCUAGACACCAACUUUCAAAAAUUGAACAAACAGUUUUGGCCAUAUUAGAAUUAGAUUUAAUUCGUGCAUUAAAAAUAAUUUGUUCUGCUGGACCUUCACUUUGUUGGUUUGCUGUUCAUUUAGUUGAUUUACUUCAUUUUCAUGACCCUAAUUAUUUAAAUCCUGAAGCUUCAAAUAUUUCUUCUUUUCAAUUAAAAUUUAUUUUUCAAGAUGAGACAGACAAAGAAAAGGAAAAUUUAGACUUACGUUCUCGUUUACUUGUAGAAUAUUGCCAAUUACUUUUUCAAAAUGACCAAUUAUGGGAAAUUGGAGCAGAUUAUUUAAUUGCUAGUAAUUUAAAGAAUUGUAAUGAAAUGUUAGAAAAAAUUAUUGGACAAUUUAAUUGGUUUGGGAAUGUUUCUAUAGCUGAAAAAAUUUUGAUAAUAUGUGAAAAAUAUGAAUUGUGGAAUGCUAGGGAGGAUAUUUUGAAGGCAAUAACUAUGAAAUAUUGUCAUUUAAAUGAAUGGUCUACCGCACUUAAUUGGGCUCUUCGUAUGCAAAAUCGAAAUUCUUUAUCUGCCCAUGUCGCUAAACGAAUACUUCAAGGAGCCAUUCCUUCCUCUAAAAUUGGACAAAUGCGAAUAUUUGAAUCUAUGGCUGACCAAUUUGUUGAUUGUUCUGAACUUGUUUUGCUUUACAAAUUUUAUACGUUUAAAAGACGUUUAUGUGAAGGAAAUUUACGUCAAGCUAUUCAAUUAUUACACGAAUUAUUUAUUGAUAAUUCUUCUCCAAUUGAAUUUCAUGUGACUUUGGCUGAAGAAACUGCUCGUUUAUUAAAUGCUUUUCAGCAGGAAUUACUUUCGACUGAACCUUUUGACCCAUCUACUAGAAUUACUGGAUUAGAUAAAGAAUCAAUUCAAGACAUGUUUAGAGCUUUAAGUAUGUUUCAACUUCAACAAAAUUUAUUAGAAAGUGCUUCUAUUGGUGAAAAAGAAUCACAACAACAAUCAUCAAAGCAACAAAAAUCUUCUUCAUUACUUUUUUCUGAUUCAUCAUUACCUUCUUUAGAAGUUUAUAAAAAAUUGGAAGAUUUAAUCCAAACACUUAGACCUAUGUUGGCAGAAUUAUUAGCUUUGAGUUGCUUGACUUGA
Messenger RNA from Meloidogyne enterolobii, 2419 nucleotides. Lineage: Eukaryota; Metazoa; Nematoda; Chromadorea; Rhabditida; Meloidogynidae. The record is from the annotation of a GenBank genome assembly.